AUGUCGUCGGCUGUCUCUAUUCAAUUUCACCCUGUUGAAGCAGAACUAAUAAAUCUUCUCAAAAGGUUCUUGAAGGGCGAACAUUUAAGAUGUCCCAUUAAAUUCGUAGAAAUCUAUGGAGACCAAACCCCAUGGCAGUUUUAUGGAUCGGAAGAUAAAUCAGGUUACUUCAUCACUCCGUUGAAGAAGCGGAAGAAAUCAGAUCAGAAUCAUGCUCGAACUUGCGGGAACGGGACUUGGAGAGGCCAAACUAGUGCUGUUCCCAUCAAGAAUCGUAAGGGCGGAUCGGUCGUGGGGUAUCGAAGAAAUUAUAUAUACACUAGUAAAGGAAAUAAAACUAGUGGCAGUGCUACUACUAAUUGGCUGAUGAGAGAGUACUUCGUGGGGGAUGAUUUCUUCAAGGUAAACAACAUUCCCAAGCAAGAUUAUGCACUAUGCAGAAUCAAGAAGCAUGUAAGAGUGAAAAUGGAUGAUGACGAUGAUGCGGUCAAUAUGGAGGAACAGGAUGCUUUGGAAACAAUCCGAGGCAUGUUGCUUCAACCUGAUUCUACCUGCUGCACUACACAAGAAGUUACAGAGGAGACUGAUCAAUGGGAAUCCAUCAUCAAUGAGGUAUGUGAUGAAAAGAUUGAUGGGAUUGAGAAUACAACAGCUUUAGUUGACGGGGAAUAUGAUUUGAGAGGAUGUGGAGAGAUCAGUGACGUGCAGGAAGAUGGAGCUGAUGUUAUUGGAAGCAAUGGCAUCUGGGAAGCUAUAAAUGGAAUAUUGAAUGAUGUAACCGUUGAUAUUCCUGACGAUUUGUGGCUUGAUGUGGAUCAUCAACCACCACUUCUAUUAAUUAGUUCUUCUACGUAA
This is a messenger RNA of Capsicum annuum, 855 nucleotides long. RefSeq names its product NAC domain-containing protein 83. The coding region runs from base 1 to 855 and encodes 284 amino acids. The transcript has a single exon. The record is from RefSeq and is a predicted model, not a curated record. Lineage: Eukaryota; Viridiplantae; Streptophyta; Magnoliopsida; Solanales; Solanaceae. Gene Ontology annotation, biological process: regulation of DNA-templated transcription. Gene Ontology annotation, molecular function: DNA binding.